AUGGCCAGCUUCCUCUUCCCCCCGAUUCCACCACCGCCACCACAUCUACCAAGCCCCAGGUCGGAUCAGCCUCGCCUGUACACCUCCUCCGGCUUCUCAUCCGGAGUGUCGCCGUUGGCGUCCAUCCCGUCCUUCAGCAAUGCUCCGCCCCCGCGAACCUUCCCGGAGACGUCGUCUGUCCCCGCCCUGACCCCGGGCCCCCUGACUACCCCGUCUUCUGCAAGUAGCCGCCCUGCGCAACCGAGGGCACUCAAAUCGAGGGUUUUCUCUAGCGAGGACAUCGAUCGGUACUUCGAUCAGUACUUUGAGCACUUCCACCCGUAUUUCCCCGUUGUGCCCUGCAGGAAGUCGACACACGAAGGUGGAAUAUUUGACUUCCUCGUCGACGCAGUCAGGAACGAGAUCUGGGGAAGUGUAUCUGAUCCGCCUGUCUCUUUGUCUACGAUCAAUGCAUUGUUGAUCUUGAGUGUGUGGCCUUUACCGACCAUCCGCUUCAUGAAGGACCCUUCUCCAAUAUACGUGUCACUCCUCAUGAACAGCUGUUACAUGCUUGGCAUUCAUACCGGCCGGGGAGACUUCCCGACGCAGGUAUACCCAGCCUAUCGCCUGUCCGUCAGCGACGAGGAGGCCGUGUAUUCUUGGGUAGGGUUCAAUGUUAUCUCCCAGCGCGUGUCGACGUAUAGUGGCACGCCUUCCACAGGCCAGUACUUCAACAGCACUAUUGAAAGUAUCCUCGACAGGACGAGUCCGGUCAAGAUUCCGAUGUACUUCUACAUCCUCCUGGAAAGUGCGGCAUUCCUACACAGGGUGGGAAGAACAAUAGCUGCCAACCUCGAGCAAGAGAAGGGGAUUUCCCACCAUGUUGUCGAGCAGUUAGAAGAAGACUUCUUGAAGGUCCAGAGCCUCAUGUCUGCGGGCAUCUCAGAGGUGGACCAAUUCACCAUACUAUCGACACUGCUAGAGCUACAAGUAUUCUACUUCAUGCCGAUGCCCGGCUUCAGCCAGGAGGCAUUCAAGCGCAACGCCCUCCGCUGCCACACGACUGCACAGUCUGUCAUCAGGCUCGCGCUGAAGCUCAACAACGAGAUCGAAUUCCUCUCGCACUCGCCCCACUUCGUCUGCCGCUCCAUGCUGUCGGCAGGCUGCAUCGUGAUAUCGGCGCUGCUGUCCCCGUCCACGAAGGAGGUCAUCGAGCGGCAGAUCCAGGACGCCGGGGCCACCCCGGACGCGGUGGUCAACGAGGCGCUCUCCGGCGUGAGGCUGUGCAGCAUCCAGGACGGCGACCUGCCCGUCCGCGCGGCCAAGAUGAUGGAGAGCGCGUGGAGCGUGCGCGAGAUCCUCCCCGCCACGGAGCUGUCGCAGCUCGGCCAGAUGGACAUCUCGCACCGCCUCGGCAUGGGCCUGCCGCUGGACUGCAUCCGCAGGUGGAAACGCCAGAUGGAGCAGAUCCGCCCGGACAAGGUCACGCCUCAGCCCGUUGCCGCCGAGGGAGCAGGGACCGCGGCCGUGGCGAGCGCGGCCGAGAUGCUGGCUGCUGACCCAUUUUCGAGGGUCGACUGGGACGCGUUCAUGAAGGACUUUGACAUGAAUUUCGAUCCGGCCCUCAUGGAUACUGUUGUCGCCUAG
Diaporthe citri is the source of this 1626-nucleotide messenger RNA. RefSeq lists its product as uncharacterized. The transcript is spliced from 3 exons. The record is from RefSeq and is a predicted model, not a curated record. Gene Ontology annotation, biological process: regulation of DNA-templated transcription. Lineage: Eukaryota; Fungi; Ascomycota; Sordariomycetes; Diaporthales; Diaporthaceae. Gene Ontology annotation, molecular function: transcription cis-regulatory region binding; DNA-binding transcription factor activity, RNA polymerase II-specific. Bases 1 to 1626 code for a protein of 541 amino acids. Gene Ontology annotation, cellular component: nucleus.